UUCAAUGUGCAGUCCCUAGGUUCGCUAUACAAGCAGUUUGAAACGCUUCCCCAAGACCUGCGCCGCUACCAGAUCAAUAUCCUUGGCCUCCAAGAGACCAAGAUGUAUGAGCUGGGGCGCUUUGAGGUCGGAGACUACUUACUACUAACGUUGCCGGCACAGGAAGAGCGCUACCGAGUUGGAUUUGCCAUCUCUCCUCGCGUUACUCCUUACUUCCGUCGGUGCUGGGCUCACAGCGACCGUAUCGGCAUCUUGCAGACCUUCGAGCAGCCAUGGACCAAUUCCCCCGCAGAGAUAUCACCAUGAUUACCGGAGACUUUAACGCAAAACUCGGGCAGAAAACAACCGGAGAAACGUUUCUCGGGCCUCAUGCACGAGGCACGCGUAACCGGAACGGCCACCUCAUGGCUGCCUUUUGUGAUACUUAUCAACUCUUUGCUACCAAUACAGCCUUUCCCAAGCGAGCGAAAAACAAGACCACCUGGAGCCAGCGCAAGCGGUCACACUGUGUCUACAAUCAAAUCGACUACGUACUCUGCCCUCAGAGUUGUCGACGGUUCUGUCUAGAUGCCCAGUCCUGGGGUGGGGCCAUCACCCCGUCCGACCACAAGAUCGUCACCGCGGACUUUGAGCUCAAGCACAUCCGUCGCCUCCGGUUUCCGUCGCGUCGCACAAGCGGCACAACUGUUCACCUCGCACGCAGCGAGUUAGUUCACAGCGACGACUCCAGAACCGCUUACGCAUCAGCCGUUAAACGGAUCCUACCCCCGCAGACGCUGACGAUGGAUCCACUAUCAACCUGCAAUGGGAGGACACUUUUGCGAAGCUACACGAAGCAGCAUCGCAUACCAUCGGGUUUUCUUCGCCGGAUCGACGACGCUGCCGCAGCUUCGACGAUCCGCUGCUCGCCGCGCUGUCCGAGCAACAACUCCAGCUCCGGCUCCGCAUUUACAACGACACAUCGGCCAACACAGACCUGCUGCGCUCUCAGCGAAACAAGAUCCUACACCAGAUCCGUACUCGCUGCUGUGACCUCGCUAACAUGGCCCUCGACGAAAAGGUUUCACGCAUCGAGGCUUCAAGCGACUCUCACAAAAUGUUCGUUGCCGUCCGCGAUCUCGCCCGCAAACCGACACAGCAGCUUCUAAUUCAAGACUCAUCAGGUAAGUAUAUACUUCACAGCAACGCAGCUAACAAAAUUGUCCGAGAUCACUUCCAAGAACAGUUUCUAAAUCCAGAUCAAGCUCAAGUAUCGCCAGACCCAACCGCUCAACCCCUCGACUGCCCAAUCACGCCGGACGAAGUCCGUGGUGCCCUCCUUCGACUGAACAACGGUC
Messenger RNA from Phytophthora sojae, 1337 nucleotides. RefSeq lists its product as hypothetical. The record is from RefSeq and is a predicted model, not a curated record. Lineage: Eukaryota; Oomycota; Peronosporomycetes; Peronosporales; Peronosporaceae. The transcript is spliced from 2 exons. Bases 273 to 1148 code for a protein of 291 amino acids.